Staurois parvus is the source of this 398-nucleotide messenger RNA. Lineage: Eukaryota; Metazoa; Chordata; Amphibia; Anura; Ranidae. The record is from the annotation of a GenBank genome assembly.
UGUCCCUUGAACACAGCAGAUCACUGAUCAACGGAAAGGGCUGAGGAUCUCGAGAGAAGAGGAGAGCCAGUAAUCGGCAUCCCUCAGAGGGGACAUAUACACUGAUCAUCAGGGCACUGAUGAUCAGUGUGCCCUGAUGAUCUGUGUAGCCCCAGCAGCGCCACCUGUCAGUGUCCAUCAGUGCCAGCUCUCAGUGCUCAUCCAUGCCACCUGCUAGUGCCCAUCAGUGCCACAUUUCAGUGCCACAUAUCAGUGGCCAUCUGAGCUGCCUUUCAGUGUCACCCAUCAGUGCCAGUCAGUGCCACCUAUCAGUGCUGCCAAUCAGUGCCACCUAUCAGUGCCAGUCAGUGUCGCCUAUCCGUGUGCAUCAGUGCUGCCUAUCAGUGCCACCUAACAGU